AUGUCUCUAAGGGGGACCCAGCUUGGCCUAGAUGUUACCCCUGUGUUUAUCAAAGAGGGUGUUUACUGGUCUGGGUUUCAGCAUGAGAUUAAGGGUGAGUAUGAGCAUGGUAGUAAUGAUGGUGGUAACAGUGAUGGCGAUGGCGAUGGCAAUGAUAACGAUGAUGAUGAUGAUGAUGAUAAUGACGAUAGUGACGGCGAUGGUAGUGGUGACAGCAACGGCGAUAGUGGCGAUAAUAGCAUUUAG
Penicillium malachiteum is the source of this 246-nucleotide messenger RNA. RefSeq lists its product as uncharacterized. The record is from RefSeq and is a predicted model, not a curated record. The transcript has 2 exons. The coding region runs from base 1 to 246 and encodes 81 amino acids. Lineage: Eukaryota; Fungi; Ascomycota; Eurotiomycetes; Eurotiales; Aspergillaceae.